AUGCUGAUUCUGGUCAUAUUAUGUUUCACGGCAUUCUGGUUGACUUCAGAAACCACACCGCCACUUCCUGCCGGUGAACUCUUGUUUGAAGACCGUUUCGCACUCGAAGCGGCAAAAGGUGAAUCAAAAGACAGGCCAAAUUGUGGAAUAUUGGCGGUACGCUGCACUGGAGGUUUGGGCAAUUUAAUGUUCGAAUAUGCUUCAAUGCUUGGGUUAGCUCGAAUGAAUAACAUGACUCCAAGUUUCAUCUGCUCCUCGAACAUUCUAUAUGAUGCUUUUCAGAUUUCCGCUAACCGCAUCGAGGCUGAACCUCAUAACGCUGCGAAAGUCUCCGGAGAACCUUGUUGCAUAUUCAAGAGCGAACUGACACGACUGCAGUGUGGGCACAAUUAUGUUGUCAGUACGUAUCUGCAGUCCUGGAAAUAUUUUCUAGACAAUGAUGCUGAAAUAAGGAGAGAAUUCACUUUUUCAAGGGUUACAAGUCAUGAAUGUCACAGAGUCACUACGGAUGUUCUUUUUGGCGUACAUCUACGAAGAGGCGACCUUUUGUCCAGUGACAAACAAAACUUCGGCCAUUUGCCUGCAAAUGAAGAAUUUGCAGCUAAAGUGAUUAAUGCCUCUUUCAUACCGCGCUCAGCAAAUAUGAGGAAAGUGUUUAUUGUUGUUGGCGAUGACUAUGAAUGGAACAAGAAACAGUUUAAGCCGUCCGCAGACACAUAUGUCCUGAAACCUGUGUCUGCGGCUGUGGACAUGUGCGUCUUAUCGAAAUGUGAUCGAUUAAUUUUGUCCACCGGCACAUUUGGCUGGUGGGCAGCUUACCUUGCUAAUGUAGAAACGUGGUAUUCGGAGGAUAUCUGCAAACUGAACAGUACAUUGUGCACGUUUUUCAAGUCUGCUUUUGGCCCGUAUUGCUACUUGUCCAAGUUCGUACAAAAUUUGUAUCCUUUGCCACGGUUGAUAUUUUCGCAGGAUUGGAAAAUUAAAGCUUCAUCGUUUCGCCUGUUCAGCCAAUUUCCUUCUGUGAUAGCCCGUGCACGAAACCGCUAG
Molecule: messenger RNA, 1047 nt
Organism: Soboliphyme baturini
Lineage: Eukaryota; Metazoa; Nematoda; Enoplea; Dioctophymatida; Soboliphymatidae
Source: the annotation of a GenBank genome assembly